AUCACGUGACUUCUUUCAGUUUCGCGUGUUUAGGCUGUGUGUGUCUGUAGGCUGUGUGUGUGGUAUCGCUGAGAAAUGGUUGUGUUAAAAGGAAUACCCUCAGUGUUAUCGCCUGAGUUACUGUACGCUCUGGCGAAAAUGGGCCACGGAGACGAACUGGUUCUAGCAGAUGCAAAUUUUCCUGUCUCCUCGGUUUGCAAAUCUGGCCCCAUGGAAAUUCGAGCUGAUGGCUUGCGCAUUUCACAGCUUUUGGAAGGAAUAUUGAAGCUUUUCCCUCUUGAUACAUAUGUUGAACAACCGGCAGCUGUCAUGGAUCUUGUGGAGAGUGACCAGCAGCGGGGUUUAAAGGUCCCUGUGUGGGACCAAUUCACUGCACUUCUGAAAAAAGCAGGAUCCCAUGGGAAUUUGGAAAAAGUUGAGCGGUUUGCUUUCUAUGAGCGUUCUAAGAAAGCUUUUGCUGUAGUGGCAACAGGGGAGACAGCUCUAUAUGGCAACCUUAUCAUCAAGAAAGGAGUAAUUCCUGCUGAAGAACUGUGCUGACUGCUGAACAGAGACCUGUUUCAGACACCAAAACUACUGAACCAAAGAAUAAUCUCAUGAUUCUACAGUUUAUAUGCUGCGCUUUCUACCACAGAUAAGGUACAGGGACAUAAUUAGAUAAUGAUAAUGAAAUUAUACAUGGAAAUAAUUUUAUUUUCUCUAUUUGUGUUGUCCAGUGUGUACAGUGAGAUCACAAUGUGUGAAUGUUAAGAAUAAAUAAUGUUAUGGUGGCUUUGUUUAGAAAUCAAGUUGGUAGACAAUUACCACAGUGCUAGAUUUAGGUAGUUUAGGUAGAGGGAUGCUACAGAACUGAUCAAGAUCUCUCUUUUUUAUUUUGUCUCCAAAUGUAUGCCACAAAUCUAAUCAGACUACUAAAUGUUGUAUUACAUUUAUAUUAAAAUUUAAAUAAAAUUACAGUUAUCACUUUGA
Messenger RNA from Astyanax mexicanus (Mexican tetra), 969 nucleotides. RefSeq names its product fucose mutarotase (gene fuom). NCBI's taxonomy places the organism in Eukaryota, Metazoa, Chordata, Actinopteri, Characiformes, Acestrorhamphidae. Gene Ontology annotation, biological process: fucose metabolic process. Gene Ontology annotation, molecular function: fucose binding; racemase and epimerase activity, acting on carbohydrates and derivatives. The coding region runs from base 76 to 540 and encodes 154 amino acids. The transcript has 6 exons. The record is from RefSeq and is a predicted model, not a curated record.